AUGUCUUCUUCUUCGGUUUGUUUGUAUUACAUAAGCGGAUCAUGCCGAUUCGGCAACAAUUGCUGGAACUUGCACGAUUACACGUCCAUCAUGUCUUCUUCUUCGGUUUGUUUGUAUUACAUAAGAGGAUCAUGCCGAUUCGGCAACAAUUGCUGGAACUUGCACGAUCUAGGAAUCGUCCGCACCUACAGUCCGUACAAUAUGGUCGAGACGUAUACCUCGGCUGAGGAAAUCAACUUUGUUGUUGGAGCAAGAAGAGAAACUACUCUGAUGACUGCUUCACCAAAUAGAAGUAAUUAUAGACCUAGACAAAGAAAUCAUGUUCUUCUUGCUUCAGCAAAUAAGUCAUUGGAAACUCACGAAACUGCAUCAUCUGCAUCCCAAGAUAAAUGGUGCUUAAAAAAUAUUAAUACUGGGGAGGCAAGAACAGGUUCACCCGAUAGUGUGCUCGUAGAAACUGUAAAAAAAUUAAAUGAAGCUGACAAUUUGGUAGUAUCACUUCGUAAACAGUUGCGUGUUAAGAAUGAGGAAGACAAUUUCUCUUGGGUUGAACAUCAAAUGAAACAAUGCCUUGAAAGUGAUCUACAAUGUAAUAUAUGCUAUGAAAUGUUCAUCAAGCCAACUGUGCUUAAUUGUUCUCAUACAUUUUGUCAUGAAUGCAUUCAGUCAUGGACCCGAAGAGUUAAUCACUGCCCAACAUGUCAAGCUUAUGUAAAAAAUAAAUCAUACUGUAUAACUUUAGACACUUAUUUGGACAAAAUAGCUGACUGUUUACCAGAUGAAAUAAAAACAAGGCGGGAAACUUUAAAAGUCAAACGCAACCUAUGA
Messenger RNA from Acyrthosiphon pisum (pea aphid), 828 nucleotides. Its product is annotated as E3 ubiquitin-protein ligase rnf8-B-like. The transcript is spliced from 5 exons. NCBI's taxonomy places the organism in Eukaryota, Metazoa, Arthropoda, Insecta, Hemiptera, Aphididae. Gene Ontology annotation, molecular function: metal ion binding. The coding region runs from base 1 to 828 and encodes 275 amino acids. The record is from RefSeq and is a predicted model, not a curated record.